This is a messenger RNA of Daphnia pulex (common water flea), 1457 nucleotides long. Its product is annotated as DNA-directed RNA polymerase II subunit RPB1-like. The coding region runs from base 94 to 1230 and encodes 378 amino acids. The transcript is spliced from 3 exons. NCBI's taxonomy places the organism in Eukaryota, Metazoa, Arthropoda, Branchiopoda, Diplostraca, Daphniidae. The record is from RefSeq and is a predicted model, not a curated record.
CCACCGAUAUGCCGCCACAUUCGAGUCCCGACGUAUAUAAGCGUCGGCGUCGCUGUUCCAGAACACACAUCCAGCAGCUAGCAACAGCUAAUCAUGGCAAUCUCUCGAACUGUUCUCCUGGUCAUCUGCCUUCUCGUAGCCACUACUUUGGCUGAAUUCAACCGCGAAAAAAGAUCUCCGGAUGGACACGGACAUCAUGGACAUCACGAUCACGGACACCACGGUGCUGCUCCUAUUCACACUCCCGAUGUUGGCGCAGCCUAUGGUGGCCCAGUAGCAGUUCCAACUUUUGAUCAACAGGCUCACCACCACGAUCAUCAGCACCAAUCGGCUCCGACUUACGAAGCUCAACCGGUUGCUUCAUCACAUGAUGUCCAACCUUCCUACGAUGCACAGCAACCAGCCCAAGAGCAUUUCGAAGAGCAUGCCUUUUCGGCUGAACCGGUUGUUCCUUCUUACGAUGCCCAGCAGUCUGCUCCCUCCUACGAUGCCCAGCAAGCUGCACCAUCUUUCGAUGCUCCACAGGGACCUCAAGAAUAUGAAGCCCAAGCUCCACCUUUCUUCGGUUCUUCAGCUCCCGAAUAUAAUCCUCCGGCUCCUGAAUACUCGCCACCUGCUCCUCAACAUCAUGAAGCUCCUCCAGCUCCUCAAUAUAGUCCUCCUGCUCCUCAACACAGCCCGCCUGCUCCUCAAUAUAGUCCUCCUGCUCCUCAAUACAGCCCACCUGCUCCUUCCUACUCACCACCUGCUCAACAGGCGUACCCGACCCAAGCAGCAUCUUCUUACAGUCCUCCUUCACCUCAAUACAAUGCCCCAGCUCCUUCCUACUCCCCACCAGCUCAGUCCUAUGAAGCCCCCCAACAGUCUUACGAAGCACCUCAACAGUCAUACGGAGCUCCAAAAGGCAAGAAGCCCAAGGGUAGCUAUGGUGCCCCUAAAGCUCCUAAAGCCCCAAAAGCCCCUAAAUUCAAGCGACCCAAGUCAGGCUAUGGCGCUCCCAAGGCCGCAAAGAAGCCCAAGUCCAGCUACGGAGCACCUCAGCAAUCGUACGGUGCCCCAGUGCAGUCCUAUGCAGCUCCAGCUCCUUCAUACCAGGCUCCAGCUCCUUCUUAUCAGGCUCCAGCUCCUUCUUAUCAAGCCCCGGCUUACUCGGCUCCCGCUCCAGUCUACGCUCCCCAGGCCCCCCAGCAAUCCGCCUAUCCGGUCCAGCAGCAAGGCUAUGGCCGCUAAACAUGACGUGAGUUCACUGGUUGAUUCACGUUUCAUUUGUUUAAUCAUCAUCAAGCUUCGUAGUAUUAGAACUAUUUGUUACUUUUCAUCACCCGCUUACAGUUAUACCCACUUUUUUACUCAGCCAAUUAAUUGAACGUUACAAUGCAUGUUAUCUGCUCAAUUAAAUGUUGUUUCCACAUCACUGAAUAAUUCAAAACAAUAAAAGAAGCUGGUUUCCUUGACAA